AUGGCUGGAUCAAAUCGGCUGGCGCCAUCUCGGUCGUCCCAGCAGCUGCCUACGCAUAACGCGUUCCUGCCGCAACGGCUGCCGCCGUCGACGAGCUCCAUCUCGCUCGCCUUCCCAUACAACGCGAGCGUGCACAGCUUGUUGGCACAGGGUUCGCGGGUGCGCAGCAGCGGGACGUGGACGGCAAGCAGCGGAGAGCUGGGUCUCGUGAGCGACACGGAUGAGGUGGACGACCGGGCCGUCUACGUUCACGAGUACAACCGCCUGGCGAAGAAGCACGGCGUGAGACCGCUGAUAGUCCAGGACUUUACUGCCGAGCAGCAGGGCGAUGCCGCAAAGGGCCCAGACAAACGGGGGUGGCUGCACAGGUUCCUCCAUCCCAACCCGAAUCGAUGCUCAUCCUCGUCGGCGCCGACUCAUCUGCAACCGCGUCAUAAAAAGAGCGCGUCGGAUCUUGCUCACAUGCUUCACUCGCGGCGGGAGCCUCCGCGCCUCGUCGACAUACAGGACAUGGUGCGUCUGAGCGGCAAGAGCGUGCUUUACUUGCCUCCCGAGUACGCACCAUGCUCGCUGGUUCUGCCCACGUGUAUCCGAGCCACGGCGCAGCAUCUGGCACAGAAUGCCACCACGCGCGGCCUGUUCAGGAUCCCAGGAUCUGUGAGGAUCGUGACGACACUAUUCGACCACUACUGCUACCUCGCCAAGGACAGCGACGACAUUGCAAGCACGGUCCGCUGCGCCAACCUUCCGGGGCAUAUCCCGUACGCCAUCCACGAUGUCGCCUCGACAUUCAAGCGCCUCCUAUCCGUCCUACCAGGAGGGAUACUCGGAUCCUUGGCUCUCCUCGACGCGCUUGUCGCCAUCCACUCCCAGCUCAACGGCGAACCCGAGUUUCCACGAACCAAGCAGACCAAGGUCCGGGCGAGACUCAUAGCUCUGGCUAUUGGUACCGUCAAGUCUCAAUUCCGCCGCGAGCUGAUCUGCUCCGUGUUUGGCCUCCUCAGCCUGAUCGGGCGCGCCGCCGAGGUGACGCCGCGGGAGGACAAGGACGGGCGCCCACUCCCGACGGGCGACUUGAUGGGAUAUACAGCGCUUGGCAUCGUCUUUGGGCCGCUUCUCGUCGGGGAUCUGCUGGAUCAGUACAACAUGAAGCUGGCUAGUCCAACAUCAGGCAUGCUCCUCUUUCCUCUCAGCCCGCAGAGACUUCGUCGGGACAGGCGCAAACCCAAAGCAGCCAGCAGCCAGACUGGGCCGCCCACGGUAGACAAGAUUCUGGUGGCCAACAGUCUUGCAGAGAUGCUCGUCUCGAACUGGCGUGACAUUGUGCGCCAGAUGAAGUCGCUGGGACUGCAUCAUCGCAAGAACGCCUCGUCUGUGAAUCUGCGCAAUGGCCUGCUGCGGCCCUCUGCUUCGGACUUUGCCAUAAAGAUGCCGCAGAACAUGAACGAAGGCAAGCGGGAAGCCAACGAGGAGAAGGGGAAUGGAAGCCCGGAGCCAGAUACCCCGACGAUGGGAAUUGUUGCCCAAGAUGAGCAUGGGGACUCUGACGCCGACGAAGGAGGAGAGCCUGGGAGACGUGGAGUCGACCAGGGCGGGACGCCGAUCAAGACGAAGCGACGUGUCAACUUCCACGGACAGACCUGA
Molecule: messenger RNA, 1644 nt
Organism: Purpureocillium lilacinum
Lineage: Eukaryota; Fungi; Ascomycota; Sordariomycetes; Hypocreales; Ophiocordycipitaceae
Source: RefSeq, a predicted model, not a curated record